AUGAGGAUUCAGACCGAUGCUGUGAAUGUUGUCUCACGAGCAUCUUCAUAUCUCUUGAGCGGGUUGCUAAAACGAAAACCAUUGUGGUUUGAUGUUGUUGCCAAGUACCCACCCAAACAGAAUCUUAUCAAAGUCCCUUACAUUCAAAGCAAGGAAAACAAAGACCCUAGAAAUGAUCAAUUUGAGCUCAAAAAACGUGAUAGAAAGAGACCGCUUUCCGCGUUAUACCAAACACGCGCAAGCAAGAUGGAAAAUGGUAAUUUGAACCGUAAGAUUCACAGGAUUCCCAAGUUGAAAUUCCUCGAGGAUGAAAUCAGAGACUAUUUCCAUUUGAGACACCCAUGGGAAAAUGCUCGUCCAAAGACUUUAGUGGAAAAUAGUGGAGACGAGGUGCUGCGUAAAUGCGAUUGGUCACGCAUGUUGCAACUUUACAAGCCUUUGGAUGGUGAGUCGGUUGUUCAACGUACAAUGUAUAUUUUGCAAAAUGACCCUGAAGUGAAGGAUGUUUUUGAAGCUUACGACAUUGCAAGGUUUGAGUAUUACAAGUUGCGAAUGGCUGAAGAGAUGGAGAGCCAUGUGGCCAAGGAAGAGAGUGUAAUGCAUGGUGCCGUUUUCGAAUCGACUCACUUGGACUGGAACUUGACCACUGAACAAAAGUACAUCGAUGACUGGGUCAAGAUUGCAUCUGAAAAGACACAAGUAUUGGAAGCUAACAGAAGUAAAUCCAACGCACCAGCUGGCUCAAUGGGUGGAGAAGAAGUAGAGGCAGCACAAGUGAGUAUAUUUGAAGUUUUUUGCAAACUGGUCCAUCAGAGGGAGUUGAAAGUCAGCAAGGAGAGGAGGAGCAGAGUCCAGCAAAAGACGCAUGAGGAAACGAGUCGAGCAUUGUAUAUAAUAGAAAUGAAAAUGAAGAGAAUCUUGGAGAAGUAA
Lodderomyces elongisporus is the source of this 930-nucleotide messenger RNA. It is a transcript of the gene RSM25, whose product is annotated as mitochondrial 37S ribosomal protein mS23. The coding region runs from base 1 to 930 and encodes 309 amino acids. Gene Ontology annotation, molecular function: structural constituent of ribosome. Gene Ontology annotation, cellular component: mitochondrial small ribosomal subunit. The transcript has a single exon. The record is from RefSeq and is a predicted model, not a curated record. NCBI's taxonomy places the organism in Eukaryota, Fungi, Ascomycota, Pichiomycetes, Serinales, Debaryomycetaceae.